AUGAUUUUUGCAAAAGAUUUGCAUCUUAAUGGAAUGGAAUCAUCGAUGAUUUUGUUCAAUAAAAAUUUUGCUCCUGAAGUCACCCGUUCUCUUUCUCAAUAUUUUUUACAUUUUGGUUUGUUGAAAAUCGGAACGAAAAUAUUAGUUUUUUGCAACGGGUAUGUUAAUAAGUGGUGUAUUCUUAACAAAUACCAGGAUAUGACGAGCGUUAAAGACUGCGAUAGUAAUAUCUCGAAUAUUUUGAACAACCAGUAUGGCAAACAUUUAAUAUGUUUAUCGGGGAAACGUUGUGUUUGUAAUGGUUUAUGCAAAUUGGAUUGGGAAUAUCAUAAUCGCGAAAGAAACAAUCCUUUGGCUCCAGAUGGUAUCAUUGAAGAAGAUGAUGAUUAA
Funneliformis geosporum is the source of this 390-nucleotide messenger RNA. The record is from the annotation of a GenBank genome assembly. NCBI's taxonomy places the organism in Eukaryota, Fungi, Glomeromycota, Glomeromycetes, Glomerales, Glomeraceae.